Molecule: messenger RNA, 1866 nt
Organism: Penicillium vulpinum
Lineage: Eukaryota; Fungi; Ascomycota; Eurotiomycetes; Eurotiales; Aspergillaceae
Exons: 4
Coding region: 1-1866 (621 amino acids)
Biological process (GO): regulation of DNA-templated transcription
Cellular component (GO): nucleus
Molecular function (GO): DNA-binding transcription factor activity, RNA polymerase II-specific; zinc ion binding
Source: RefSeq, a predicted model, not a curated record
AUGGCAACCCCCCGCCGUAAUGGUCAAUUAGCCUCCUGUGAGCCAUGCCGUAUGUCAAAGUUGCGAUGCGAUCAUACCAGCCCUAUUUGUGAACGCUGUGAGCGCCGCGGUCUUCAUUGUACAUAUCACCCGGCACCGUUGACAAAGCCCCUCACUGGAAUACGACCCGAAAAGAAACGCCGCGUUGUGUGCGAAUCAGAUUCUGCUAGUAAUGCUAGCCGACUGCAGAAUGAGAACGACGUCUGGACUCGGAAACAAGCAUCUGUCUCCGCUCCGGGAUUUCUCGGGCAAACUAGUUACUCCGAUGCGUUUACAGAUACCAGAAAUGGUCUCCUUGUCGGAGUUCCAUACCUCACAAGCCACGAUAACUUUCCCGUUGACCAAAAGCGGAUCAAUCUCGGUGCUCGGGUCUUGGCGCUUCUAGAGAACCUCUCAUUUUAUAGAGAUGUGGUCACCGCUCGAUUCAAGAUAUGGAAGGGAUGGAGUCUUGGCUGGCCAGUCACCAACAUGAUUUUUACUGUCGUUGAGAAGAUGUGGAACUCCCUAGAAAAUGAGGGUAUGGACACAAACGAACGGGCUUUAUUCUUGUCUAAGAAACUAUUUGAAACGCAUAGCCGGGGACUUGAGGUGCACCCUUCAAUGACCUGGGAAGACUUCCAGUCUGCAGCUGCUGGAAGAUGGGAAUUGAUUGGGAUGAUCUUUACUUUGACAGGCCUAGCUACUGACUGGGUCCCUCACAGCGACCCAAUCUUUAUGCGUCAGAAUACGAUGGAUCCAAAGAGUCUGGCUAUAACCGCAACCGCUGUAGGAGAUAUUUGCCUUCAGUUUUGCGAUAGCAGUGGAAUUGUGAAUGAUAUUGUAGGCUGGCUGCUAUUGCAUCAGGUCAGUCUUUUGGCAAUAGUCUAUGGAGAGAGUGGUCGCCCGCCCCUUAUCAGUUGGCGGUACUGUGAUAUCCAGAUGCCACUUGACUUGAGCGUUGAGGAAAUAUUUGCCGAUUCAGUUGUUCGUGAUGCGGCAAUCGCUCGAUUGGAUGAGAAGAGCGGAUGGAAUCUGGAAUCCAGUUUGAUGAAGGGCACGUGGCCACGAAUUGCCUUGAUCACAAGCGUUCUCCGUGAGAAGGUCUUGGAACUUUCAUUAAGUUGCCAACUCGAUAAUCUUAGCCUAAGGGUCGAGCAGCUUUCACGCGAAUCCCGAGAAUUACGACAGGGACUGCCAGAAUUCCUUCAUUGGAAACCCGAUAUUGACGGCCUUGUCUUUUCGAGGGUAGAAUAUGAUCUCCUCUUCGGGAUUCAUAUAGAGUUUCUCGACAACGAUUUCCUGCUGUACCAAACCCUCGCUAGACGUACCCAGACACAGCCCGAGGCAAUUAUUGGCAUCGCUCGAGAGAUACUCAAAGCAUUGGUCACUAUGAUUUCCGAGAAAAUUCGCUCUAGGCAGCCUAUCAAAGAUAUUGCAUUUAAUGUGUGCUUACCGGGUCUCCCUUCGGCCGGUCUUCUCUGUGCGGAAUUACUGCGUCAAUCCCGAUCGACGGUGAUAAGCUCUUUUCCGGGGUUUCCUCGCUCAGAGAUCAUUCAGAAUUUAACCCUUUUCGCGGCCUAUCUGGAUACCAUCAUUAAGCCCCAUGACGGUAACUACCGUGUCGCACAGCAGGGUCAGAGGGCGAUCCGUCAUGUCUUGGACCAAGUACUGUCCGUUGAAGGUCUAUCCUCGAUUGUAGAAGAUACUAGAACAAGUGAGAAAUUGAUUAGUGAUGCGAGCUUGCUUGACGGGGUGAAUUUCGACGAUCAUGACUUAUUUCUUGGUUGGCUUGAUGGCAAUAUGCAACACAUGUCCGACUCUUGGCUAGGAUGGGUGAAUUUUACUUGA